CUUGAUCUUGAUAUUUUGAUCUGAUCUAUUUGGCUAAUUUUCUCUCAUUAUGUGUCACCAUUAAAGCUUGCUGCGCACGUUUUUACAUUUCAGUCUUAAAAUUAAAUAAGCGCAGAUACUAUUACUAUUGGCUAGAUAUAGACCUGUCUAAUAUCAGGCCAGCCUUAGAAAAAUUGUUGGUUUGCUGUGUACCUACCCACAUUUUUAGAAGUGGGUAGGUAGGUAGGCAAUUUUAUUUUUCUUUAGUCUGAUUGACAUGAAUUUCACAGAUGUGGAUGUCAGAUUUUUAAAUUGACAAUAGCAACACGUAAACACACAGAAAGUCUUUGAUAACAUGUUUGAUUAUACACUGUCAGACUGAAGGGGUGAUCAUUUUCUUUUUACAACUAACAUCAAAGUACAUAUAAACUACAGCAUUUCUUACAAAAAUUGUUUUCUGUUUUCCCCUCUCUUUAAUUACAGUAACAGAAAACAUGGCUUCCGAAGAAGACGCCAUAUUUGUAUUACCCUGCGACAACAGGGAGCACAAUUAUGAGGGUAAUGAUUGAUUUUGUUACUGGUGGAUUUCCGGAAAAAUCAGUAACGAAAAAGAAAAGUCAGUACCCUGGGGAAAAAAUCGUGUCGCUGCAUUUUUUACAGGUCGGUCGGUAAACAGCAAACCAACAUUUUUUUAAGGAUGGCCACAGCAAAGUAAUACCCCCAUAAAUAGAUAAGAUUAUACAGCUUGAUGAUGAGUUUGAAAGAUCUGAACAGAGAACACCUGGAAACUGAGUUUGCUCCCAUUCUGACAGUGACAGCUGUUCCACAAGUCAAAAGACCAGCUGUGGAAUAUUUUCUAGGACUAACAGGCUCCGACGAUGGAAAAUUAUUUAUUGGAGGCAGUGACAAAUUCAUUAAAGGCAUUCUAGAGCUGACAGAUGAUUCGGACGAUGUAAUUGUUGAAGCAUCUUACAAAACACUUGUUAAUCUUGCAACACAAGAUUCCACGUGUUCGAGAAUUUUGAACUCUGAAAACUGUUCAGAGAUAGUUGUUAAAAAUUUUGAAAAAAUCUUGGAUCCAAAAUACAGACAUGCUGAUCUAGUAUGCAAGUUUUUAUCAAACUUGACCAGACCAGAAGAAUGCGCCAGGAGUGUGGCCGAUAUCGUAAAGGAGAACAGGGACAAACUGAAAAUCAUCAAAUUUGUGACUGUGUUAUGUACGAAAGACUACAAUGCUAAGGCAGACCUUCAUUAUCUGGCGCCCGUCUUGGCCAAUUUGUCUCAGAUUCGUCACAUACGAGAUGAAAUUCUCACCCGAGACCAGUGGGUGAUUCAGAGGUUACUACCGUUUGUUAAUUACAUGCAGUCCGACAUUAGAAGGUUGGGGGUUGUCAGCUGUAUUAAAAACUGCUGCUUUGAUGAUGCAUGCCACGAGUGGUUGCUUAGUGACAAGGUAAACAUCCUGUCUUUCCUUCUGCUUCCCCUGGCCGGCCCAGAGGAAUUUGAUGAUGAUGACAUGGAGAAACUUCCAGAUGAGAUCCAAUACCUGCCCGCUGAUAAAACUAGGGAACCGAAUCCAGAGAUAAGGCGCAUCUUAUUACAGGCAGUGUUAAAGCUAUGUGCAACAAAAGAGGGAAGAUUAUUCAUAAAAGAAAAGAACACGUAUAUCAUUAUCCGAGAACUGCACAAGUGGGAAUCGCAGAGGAGCAAUAUACCAACCAUCAUGAACCUCAUCGACAUCUUGAUUGGCGAUGAACCGGAACAGGGCAUGGAGAACUUACAUCAGGUGGAAAUACCAGAACACCUGGAGGAGAAGUUCAGGAAGGAAGACCAAGAGGAUGAGAAGGAGUACUUAUCAUAGAACUGGGAUUACAUGUACAUCUUCUUUAUUUAAGAACAUUGUGCAAUAAUUACAAAUAUAUGAUGGAUGUGGGCAUUGUUUAAUGUACCUUAUUCUGUGUGGAUACCUACAGUGUUCUUGCUGAUCUGUAGAUUGAAGAUUAAGUCAAGUUCACCAUGUUAAAAGAUAGUUUCUUUCUCUUUAAUUUCUUUUUUAAAAAUCCACUUCAAAGAUUAAUUGUGUUUGAAAUAACGGUGUGCCCGAGAGAUGCUUAAAUUUUGCUGCAGGCGAACAAAUUUCUUUGUAUACACACAUGAUCAGACAAUUUAAAAUUUCUGUGAAAUAAAAUUUAGAGGUAUCAUAUCUUCAUAUCAGUUAUCAUAUGGGUAACAAAGUUGUAACAAGCCAAGGAGCUUUAUGAAAUAAUGUGUGAUCGGGAUGGAAGUUAAGGGAACUGAAUCUUAGUCUUAUCAUUGCUUUUAUUGGAAAAUGGAUAGUAAUGAAAGUUAUUUCAAAAUUGGCGGUUAUUUUGUCAGGGCUUGUAGGUCUUUGGUGGUGCUUACAAUUGUACAAGCAGUCAGCCCUGCAUGUCUAGCUAAUUUUACAGUGAGUUUCCAACACUGAGAUGAAGAAUACUAUGUAUUAUAUCAUAUGGCACAGUGAACAGAUACCAUGAUGUAUGCAUUCCAUUUCUUGAAUAGUGACCAACUACUGCAAGUGUGGAAAAUAUGUCCUUGUAAACAUCCUAUGAUAACUAAGGGUCAUAACUUUAUCACUAUCAUUCAGUUAUUGUUUGCAGUAGUUCAAUAUCUGUAAAUUAAAAAUAUCUUCAAAGGAA
Messenger RNA from Ostrea edulis (European flat oyster), 2657 nucleotides. RefSeq names its product protein HGH1 homolog. The record is from RefSeq and is a predicted model, not a curated record. NCBI's taxonomy places the organism in Eukaryota, Metazoa, Mollusca, Bivalvia, Ostreida, Ostreidae. The coding region runs from base 728 to 1840 and encodes 370 amino acids. The transcript is spliced from 4 exons.